This is a messenger RNA of Rosa chinensis, 753 nucleotides long. RefSeq names its product major strawberry allergen Fra a 1.08. Gene Ontology annotation, biological process: abscisic acid-activated signaling pathway; defense response. Gene Ontology annotation, cellular component: nucleus; cytoplasm. The transcript has a single exon. Bases 88 to 570 code for a protein of 160 amino acids. Gene Ontology annotation, molecular function: protein phosphatase inhibitor activity; abscisic acid binding; signaling receptor activity. The record is from RefSeq and is a predicted model, not a curated record. Lineage: Eukaryota; Viridiplantae; Streptophyta; Magnoliopsida; Rosales; Rosaceae.
CUCAUAUUUUGCCAUAUCAAAUAUCAAAUCUUAGCCUUCUCCACAUUUGAUCACUCUCUCUUUGAUCAUUUCCCAAGUUCUUAAAUCAUGGGUGUCUUCACAUACGAAACUGAGUUCACCUCUGUCAUUCCUCCAGCUAGGUUGUUUAAGGCCUUUGUUCUUGAUGCUGACAACUUCAUUCCCAAGAUUGCUCCACAAGCAGUGAAAAGCGCUGAGAUUGUUAAGGGAGAUGGCGGUGUUGGAACCAUCAAGAAGAUCAAUCUCGGUGAAGGAAGUGAAUACAGCUACGUGAAGCACCAGAUUGACGGAAUUGACAAAGACAACUUUGUGUACAAGUACAGCAUGAUCGAAGGAGAUGCUAUCUCAGACAAAAUUGAGAAGAUCUCCUACGAGACUAAGUUGGUGGCAUCUUCCGAUGGAGGCUCCGUUAUUAAGAGCACUAGCAACUACCACACCAAGGGAGAUGUCGAGAUCAAGGAAGAGCAUGUUAAGGCUGGCAAAGAAAGGGCAGCUGGUUUGUUCAAGAUCAUCGAGAGCCACCUUUUGGCCAACCCUGAUGCCUACAACUAAAGCAUAUAUAUGUCUUGAUAGUCCUACCGCAUAGAGGGCAACAAUAAGUAUCUUUCUUUCUAUGUGGCUUUCAUUUUGUCAAACCAGAGCCUUCUUUGGGUUUGGAUUCGAGUUUUGGUUAAUGAUUUCCAUGCUUGUAUUUGAUUUCAACCUCAGGAAAUAAACAGUAAUCAUUUUAUAUUC